Molecule: messenger RNA, 1716 nt
Organism: Kluyveromyces lactis
Lineage: Eukaryota; Fungi; Ascomycota; Saccharomycetes; Saccharomycetales; Saccharomycetaceae
Gene: NUP57
Product: FG-nucleoporin NUP57
Exons: 1
Coding region: 1-1716 (571 amino acids)
Biological process (GO): protein localization to nuclear inner membrane; nuclear pore organization; NLS-bearing protein import into nucleus
Cellular component (GO): nuclear pore; nuclear pore central transport channel
Molecular function (GO): structural constituent of nuclear pore
Source: RefSeq, a predicted model, not a curated record
AUGUUUGGUGCAGUGAAUUCGGGAAAUAGUUCAAUGAACAAUGGCGGCGGUUUAUUUGGUAACAAACCUGCUGCUGGAAACACAGGGUUCCAGUUUGGCGGUCAACAACAACAACAACAGCCACAGCAGCAGCCUGGUGGUGCUGGUAGCUUGUUCGGACAGAAUAACAACUCGAUAGGUAAUACAUCAAACACUGGAGGAGGUCUGUUCGGAAGUACACAGCAACAGCAGAAACCUUCUACUGGGGGUUUGUUUGGCAACACGAACUCUGCCGCGGGAGGAACAGGCGGGUUGUUCGGCCAAUCCAAUCAGCAGAAUAAUACCAAUACUGGGUUGUUCGGCAAUGCAAACUCUACAGGAAUACAGCAGAAUAAUACUGCCCCAACCAGUGGAGGUUUGUUUGGGUCCAAACCGGCAGGUGGAUUGUUUAAUAACACACAGCAGUCCACCACUGGUAUCCAAGGAAAUCCCACUGGAGGUGGAUUGUUUGGUAAUAAUAAUGCGAACACAGGAAGUUCGGGUGGACUGUUUGGUAAUUCCGGAAAUACAAAUACCAGCGCUACUUCUGGAGGUCUUUUCGGUGGAAACAGAACUGGGGGCCAAUCCACAGGCGGACUUUUUGGCAAUAACACUUCUAAUAGCGGCACUACUGGAGGACUAUUUGGAUCCAAGCCUGUUGCGCCAGCUACUACAUCUCUCUUUGGCCAAAAUCAAACACAAUCACAGCAGCAACAGCAACAACAGGGCCAGCAAGGUCAACAACCAGGGGGGGCAUCCUUGUUUGGUUCAACGCCAUCUACUACAAUGCAACCGUCAUUUGCAUGGUCUAACACACAACAACAAGUACAGCCCCAGCAACAGUUGCCGUCGGUUCAGCAACCACAACAACAGCUACAAAUUCAGCAACAACAGCAACAGCAACAAAUAUCUAAUUAUCCGCAACAAAUCCAAGAACAAAUUCUAAAGUGUAAGGAAUCAUGGGUGCCAAGUGAGCAAAGAUCAAAACUUAAGACGUUUGUUUACAAUAAAUGUACGGAAACUGAAGCUAUGUUGUAUAAUAAACCAUUAUCAAUCUCGCAGGAUGAUUGGGAUCAAGCGCUCAUGAGUAAACCUGGUAAUAAUACUAUUCCAAUUAGACUACUAGGUUUUCAGGAUCUCAAUGAUCGUAAUCAAUUACAAAAGCAGCAUGUUGCACAGGCUAGAGUUCUUUUGGGCCAAAUUUUGGAAAAGCUAAAUCAAGUUAACACUAAGCAUGAUUUAGAUACUCAGUCAAGGAUAGCAAAAGCUGUUUCCCGUAACACCGUCAUUGAAAAUAGAAUUCUCAAAUUGGCUUCUCAGCUAGCCAUAUUGAAAAGCAAGAAUUUACCAUUGAGCCUACACGAAGAGGAGAUGAUGAACAAGUUUAAUAAACUAUUACAAGAGAGCAAUGAUCCAGCAGGUCUAGGGAAAAACAACGAACUUUGGGCAAGACUCUCUGUAUUGAAAGAAAGAGCCAAAAAUAUAAGCGAGCAACUCGAUAGCACUCUUGUUGUGAUUAGCGAAAACGGCGGCAACUCGAACGGUAAGAAAAAUAAUCAAGACGAGGAACUAGAAGACCGGGUGAACAAGAUAGCCGAAAUUUUAAGUAAUCAACAACGUGGUUUAUGUUUCUUAAAUGAUGUUAUAGAAAAGGAUCAGAAACUUGUCGACGAAGUUCACACAAAGCUAAAUAAGUGA